UCCAAGGCUUUUCGUGCGCAGCUUAUAAUCAACGACGAAUCGUUCAAUGUGCCUUAAUCGAUUUUUGAGGUUAGAAUUUUAUGUUUAGCGAGGAGCGUUUGUCGAGAAGGACGUGGACUCAAUAGCUGGAUAUUAAUUUCACAGAUUAUUCAAGCGAAUAGAGUGCCAAUUGUAGCGUAUAAUGCCACUGUUAAAGAGAUAAGCAUUCGUGGAAGAGAACGAUCGUCAGUAUGGAGAAGAGAGGGAGCGCUGAGCUUCUGAACGUCGAACAGAGUAAUUCCAAAAAUGCCAGUUCCGAUUCGCUCAACUCUGACAGUAAAAGCAGCUCGCUUAAUUCUAAAAUAGGACAAGAAUCGGAAAGUUGGGAAAAGGCGUCUCGUUCGAAGAGCUUUUCGACAAGCUCGACUUCAACGGAUAAUAAUAUCAUUUCGGCUCUAGAAACUAAUAAAGAGAAUCAAGGAAAAGAGGAUUUGAAUUUAACUGGAAACGAGACGGGACCGCCGCUUCUCAAUGGCGAACGUGUUCAAGGUGUUGCCCGCGAUGUCACAUACCUGUGUCCCUACUCAGGACCAGCCCGAGGAGUGCUCAGUGUCACAAACUACAAGCUACAUUUUCGCAGCAUCGAUAGAGAAACUCCUUAUGUGGUUGAUAUGCCCUUGGGAGUCGUUAGUAGAAUCGAGAAAGUCGGCGGCGCAUUAAGUAGGGGUGAAAAUUCUUAUGGAAUAGAAAUCUUUUGCAAAGAUAUGAGAAAUCUGAGAUUUGCGCACAAGCAGGAAAAUCAUUCCAGACGAAACGUUUUUGAAAAGCUGCAGCAGUAUUCCUUCCCUUUGUCGCACAAUAUGCUUCUCUUUGCUUAUGAGUAUUCCGAAACCUUUCCGGAUAAUGGUUGGAACGUGUAUGAACCAAUCGCCGAACUUAAACGUAUGGGAAUAAACAAUGACAUGUGGAAGAUAUCAAAGAUAAACGAUCUAUAUUCGAUAUGCGAUAGUUAUCCGGGGGUUUGGGCAGUCCCAACAGCAGCGACCGACGAAGAUCUCCAGUCGUCGGCAGCGUUCAGGAGCAGAGGUAGGCUCCCGGUCCUCUCCUGGAUCCAUCCGGAAAGCCAGGCGACUAUAACACGUUGCGCCCAGCCACUUGUCGGAGUCGGGGGGAAGAGAAGCCGCGAAGACGAGAGGUACAUACAGUUAAUAAUGGAUGCCAAUGCCCAAAGUCACAAGCUCAUUAUAAUGGACGCACGGCCAAUGGCUAAUGCCGUAGCGAAUAAAGCCAAGGGUGGCGGUUACGAAAGCGAGGAUGCUUAUCAGAAUAGCGAGGUUGUCUUUCUUGACAUUCACAAUAUUCACGUGAUGAGGGAAAGUCUGAGAAAGUUGAAAGAAUUGUGUUUCCCGACUAUCGACGAAACCCGGUGGCUAUCGGGCUUGGAGUCAACGAUGUGGCUAAAGCACAUCAAAUGCAUCCUCACUGGAGCGGUGAAGAUAGUUGCCAAGGUCGAGACUCACAAGACUUCCGUAUUGGUUCAUUGUUCCGAUGGCUGGGACAGAACGGCACAGUUGACGGCCUUGGCGAUGCUGUUGUUGGAUCCGUAUUAUCGAACCAUCAAAGGCUUUGAGGUUUUAAUAGAGAAGGAAUGGCUUAGCUUUGGUCACAAAUUUCAACAGAGAAUCGGUCACGGCGAUGAGCAUCAUAGCGACGCGGAUAGAUCGCCGGUCUUCGUUCAAUUUAUCGAUUGCGUUUGGCAAGUGAGCCAGCAGUUCCCAAAUGCCUUCCAAUUCAACGAGCACUUUUUAACAACGAUAUUGGAUCAUCUUUAUUCCUGCCGCUUUGGCACUUUCUUGUGCAGCAGCGAAAGGGAAAGGGUGCAAGAGAGAUUGAAGGAGAGAACGGUGUCCCUUUGGUCUUACAUCAACAAUCAAAUACCGUUUUAUCAAAAUCCUCUUUACUGGGAUGGUCCGAAUCAUCAGCUAGUUUUAAUACCGAUUGCCAGUAUGCGAUACAUCAAACCAUGGAAAAGCUUUUACUGUAGAUGGAAUCCCAGUAUGCGACAACAGGAUCCCGUCUACCAGCGAACGCGCGAACUUCUAGUCCAGAAGGAGCAGUUGAAGAAAAAGGCGGAGGAGUGUCGGCGCGAGCAGGCCAGCCGCACAAAUCGCACCCUCAACUCCUCGGCGCCGCCCCGGCUCCACUCGCCCGUCCAUUCUUAGCAGUGUCCGGUCGACCAGCCCCGCCUCCUCCUCACCUGCAGCUUUGUAAAUGAGCCUUAGACCCUCGAACCUGCACCCGCGCCAACAUGCAAAUGCAUUACGGACAAGAAUCUAUCGCAUUGUGAUUUUAUCGCGCAAAGCGACACUCGCUCGUCUAACUGAAUCGACCGUCGCCUUUUGUACAAAGCGCCACUCUGUAAAACUUUUAUCCCAUUAAUGUUAAAAGGAAGAUACGAUUGGUAGAGCAAGAGCGUAGUAAAGCACUUUUUUGUGGAUCUU
This is a messenger RNA of Ceratosolen solmsi marchali, 2480 nucleotides long. RefSeq names its product phosphatidylinositol-3-phosphate phosphatase (gene mtm). Gene Ontology annotation, biological process: phosphatidylinositol dephosphorylation. Gene Ontology annotation, molecular function: phosphatidylinositol-3-phosphate phosphatase activity; phosphatidylinositol-3,5-bisphosphate 3-phosphatase activity. The transcript has 10 exons. The record is from RefSeq and is a predicted model, not a curated record. Gene Ontology annotation, cellular component: membrane; cytoplasm. NCBI's taxonomy places the organism in Eukaryota, Metazoa, Arthropoda, Insecta, Hymenoptera, Agaonidae. Bases 231 to 2201 code for a protein of 656 amino acids.